ACAGUCUCAAAUUUCUCAACUUUCGAGUUUCGACAACGUCAUGCCCAAUAACUCCAACCCUCCUCCUUCUUCGUCUGUGAUUUCAUCUCUUGGGCAUCAUCAUGAUGAAAUGCCUGACCGCAAAUCCAUAUGGGUUCUUGUUUCAAUCAACAAGUACAUUCUUGAAGCCAUAGAGAAUGCAAGGAAUGGCCUUAAACUGAGAUGCAGCUCCAGAUUGAGGAUUCAAAAACAAGAGUUCUUUGAAUUCUCAGAGCAGCAAGUCCUGUCAAAUCUGUACUGGGGUAUUGACGCCAUUGAAGCUGCAAUUCAGACUCAAGAGCCUGAAGAAAGGUCCUUUCGGCUUAGUAAUACAGAACAGAUGCUUCAGGUCCCAGUCAUGCUUGAUGAAGAAGGGGUUACAGCCUCAAUUCCAAAUCGUGACUUGGUGUGUUGCUCAUACUUUUGCCUCUCAGUGGUUCAGAAACUUCAAGGAGAUGAGUGGCAAGCAGCCCUGCAUUUUUUGCAAGCAGUACUGGUUUCUCCGAAGCUUGUUUGUACAGAAUUUGCACCAAAGCUUUGCGAGACCCUUUUCCCUCUGGAAGGAGGUGUCAGUACGAGCAUGGAAUCUGAUUCUACAAAGAGUACCGAAGAGGAGAUCAAUACAGCCACAAGGGAGAUGGCAAGGAAAUACAAGGAAUGUUUGAUGUAUUAUCGGGUCAUGUUUUAUGCGGAGACUCCAUGGUGGCGCAGGAUUGAGCCAAAUAUCAGCUGCGUAUCUUCUAAUUCAGUUCAAGAUGCGUCUGGACUGCAACGUUGCAAUAUGUAUGAUAAGGUGCAUCCACUUGAUAUUCAAGAAGAUGUUACAACUGUUAUGACCGACAAGGUAAAUGGAUUAAUGGAUAUUGCUAGAAGUAAAGAUCAUUGGAAAGCCUUAUAUCAGCUUCACAGGAAAAAACAUAAAAGAAUUUCAAGCAUUGAGUGCUUCAAGGAUAUGUUGUUAGAAGCCCGGUCUAGCAUCCCAACUUCUAUAGAUUCUUGCCAUGAGGACUUAAGAGACAAAAGGGACUUGGUAAAUUUUGAUGACAGUAAAUAUCACAUCAGAACUAGCAUAACAAACGAAGAUGAUCCACCGGCAGAAACAUCUGACUGGAAGCUAUAUCAAUGCUCCGGUUGGCAACAAGAACCUCAAAAUCCAUUGCAUGAACAGUUAGAUCAAAGAAAGAUGGUUAGCGUUGACUCAAGAAGAUUCUCCACUUCCAUGAAAGGCAUUGCUUCAACCAUCUCAAAGUACAUAGAUGGAGAAAGCAAUUAUAAGAUUGAUGAUGAACUUAUUGAAGAAGCUUUGCAGAUCCAAAAAUCACAUCUCUCUGAUCCAAUAGCAUUUAUGUCUGCCCACAAACGCUGGAUCAACCAAAGAAAUUAUGCAGAAAGUUCUGAAGGAAAAUUGUUAAGAUCAUCAGACCUAGGAAGCUUGAUGGAAGUAAGUUCACACUCCAGAAGAUACUUCAUCAGUGAACUAUCAGGACCAACUGAAAUGAAAAGUUCAGUUUUACAUCAUUCAGAAGCAUUAGGAAAUUGCGUUGAAGACUAUACAGCAGAUAUUGCAUCUUUUUAUGAGUGUUUGUCUAAUUCAUCAUGUAGCACGUAUGGUUUCUUAAAGGAUGUAAUUUUGGAUGAAUUGCUAUUUGCCAUCUCUACCUCUAAAGAGGAAAGGGAAAUAAGGGCGUCAGUUUCUAUGCUGACAACUAUUAUUUCAAGGAACAAGUCAAUCAUAGAAGACAUCAAGAAGAAAGGUUUGAAGUUGUAUGAUCUGGCAAGUGCUCUAAAACAAAAUGUCCAUGAGGCUGCAAUUCUCAUAUAUUUGAUAAAUCCAUCUCCUAUAGAUAUUAAAACACUGGAACUUUUACCAACUCUAAUGGAGAUUGUAUGCAGUUCCCGUAGUUACAAGGGUAAGCCAGAGUCACUUCUGCUAACACCUCAUGCAGCAUCCCUGAUGAUCAUUGAAGAACUAGUAACUUCAUUUGAUUAUGCCACAAAUAACAUGCAUCUGGCUGCUAUCAGUUCUCCCCAUGUUCUCAGUGGACUCCUUGAAGUUGCAAGAAACGAUAAUCUGAAAGAGGUUUUCUCUUUGAUCAUCAUUCUUAUAAAAUGCAUGCAGUUUGAUUCACAGUGCAGAGAGUACCUAUCACAAUUCACUCCUCUUGCCCCUUUUAUUCAACUCCUGAAGACAGACAGCAACCGUGCCAAACACAUGGCACUCGAAUUUCUUCACGAAAUCCUCUGCAUACCUCGGUCUUCAGCUAUUAGUCUGUUGCAGCGGAUGCAAAAAGAAGGAGGUGCCAAUGUUAUUCAGAUACUGAUGCUGUGUCUCCAUCAAUUACAAUCUGAUCACCAACUCUUAGCUGCUAGCAUAUUGCUUCAGUUAGAUGCAUUGAACUCUACCAGCAAAAGUGAGUUCGGAGAGGAAGUAGUGCAGGUGCUGCUCAGGGGAUUGGUCUCUCAAGAAAGCUCAGAGCAGAUGUUAUCUGCAUCAAUUCUAUCAAAUCUUGCUGGAACAUAUGGUUGGAACGGGGAAUCAUAUACAGCAGCAUGGUUGCUAAAAAAGACUGGUUUGACCUCUCCAUAUCCCCAGAAUAUGAUAAGAAACUUCAACCGGUUGGAUCAAAGCCUGCAGGAUACAAGCACAAAUUUAUGGUGUAGUAAGAUUGCCAAGUAUAUCAUAAGCAUUGGAGAUUCAAUCUUCCAUGCUUUGGAGAAGGGGCUAAAAAGCAAAAUAAAAAGACUUUCAAGAGACUGCCUUGUGACAAUUGCAUGGCUUGGAUGUCAGAUAUCAAAAAGCCCAGACAGCGUAAGAUAUUCUGCAUGCGAGAUCUUGCUAAGUGAAAUUGAGCAAUUUUUACAUCCGGGGAUGGAGCUGGAAGAUAGACUUUUAGCAUGUCUGUGCAUCUACAACUAUGCCUCUGGCAAAGGAAUGCAAAAACUAAUUCAUUUCUCAGAAGGCGUGAAGGAAUCAUUACGACGCCUUUCAAAUAUAACCUGGAUGGCUGAGGAAUUGCAUAGAGUAGCUGAUUACUUGCUGCCAAACAUAUCAGUGAGUAUUCACAAACAUAAUCGCAAGACUUGCAUGCAUUUCUAAAUAAGAACUUACGAAGUUCUCCAUGUGGUAUUCAUAAAAAUUGAUUUAGCAAAAGAUCUGCACAAUGUGCAGGAGAUUAUCAUGCAGUGGCUAUAUAUGGAAAAAUGAACAUAAAGAUCUUUAUGCC
Messenger RNA from Neltuma alba, 3242 nucleotides. RefSeq lists its product as uncharacterized. The record is from RefSeq and is a predicted model, not a curated record. The coding region runs from base 41 to 3115 and encodes 1024 amino acids. The transcript is spliced from 9 exons. NCBI's taxonomy places the organism in Eukaryota, Viridiplantae, Streptophyta, Magnoliopsida, Fabales, Fabaceae.